AUGGACGAUACAAUUCAAAGGUAUAAGGAAAAGCUAAAUGAGCUGGAGAAAAUUGGAAGUGAAAUAAAAGAUAUGCUUUCCCUGGACUAUGAUUUGGAUUGCUUAAGCCAUUCCCCAUCCGUAUGCUAUAUCGCUACAUCGCUGGAGGAGGGGAAGGCCGAAGAAUUAGAAGAGAAUAAGUAUUCUAUAGAAGUUCAAAUGAUAAUAACCAUUGGGAAGUCUUUGGAUUCAACCUUAAAAAAAGAUCUCAUCUCAAAGAUUGAAAAGAUUAAAGCGAUCAAUAUUGGGAUAGAAGAAUACAGGGAUGCAAUUGCGUCCCGAUUCAAAUAUCUCCAUAAUCUACUAGGGAAUGAUCUUCUAUUCAAGUUAACCAUAGAGGUGAAGAGUCUUCUCCCUUUGGCAAGAGCUAUUCCAUCGGAGAUAAUGAAGUAUGGCAUUGAGACAUACGGAUUUCCACUAUUGUCUCAACACCAGCUGAUCAUGAAGGCCUCUCCACAGAACCAGGAAAAGCUUCUUAGGAAGCUUUGCUGUAAAGUCACGAUGGCCGCCAAACUGGAUUUCUGCGAAAGCAGCUUUGAAAUAGAUUUUUAUAGCCAGAUGGAAAAGAUUUUUAACAGUCUUGAAAGCAAAGAAAAAGAAGAAAAAUCUAUUCUGAAAGUUCCACUUGCCAGAAAAGAAACCAGACGGGGAGGAAUAAAUGCAAGGCGAAAGAGACAAGGUUCUUCACCCCAUAAAAGAAGGAGACUUCUGAAGCUGGAGCCUGACGAAGCCGAUGGAUAA
Encephalitozoon intestinalis ATCC 50506 is the source of this 780-nucleotide messenger RNA. RefSeq lists its product as uncharacterized. The transcript has a single exon. The record is from RefSeq and is a predicted model, not a curated record. The coding region runs from base 1 to 780 and encodes 259 amino acids. NCBI's taxonomy places the organism in Eukaryota, Fungi, Microsporidia, Unikaryonidae.